AUGUUUGUCAUCCAUUCCAGGGGCGGCUCAAGCGUGAAGUGUUUGGAUCUGUUUAAAAUUUUGAGUUUUCCAUUUGACUCACUGUGUCAAGCAAGCAAGCAGGAGCCCACUAGGCCAUACUGCCUUUGUUGUCUCCUCUCGUUAGAUUUAAAAACCCUAUCUCGCCACAUCUCUAUCCUGCCUAUCAAGUUCUUGCGCUCUCGUGUCGUCUUCUCUCUCACGAAUACAACACAUACAACAAAAGGAAAGAAAGAAGGAGAAAGCAUGUUGGACAUAAAUCUAUUUAGGGAGGAAAAGGGCAACAACCCGGAAAUUAUACGCGAGUCUCAACAUCAACGGUUUGCAGAUGUAGAGAUUGUUGAUGAAAUUAUUCAUCUUGACAAGGAGUGGCGGCAACGUCAAUAUAAGCUUGAACAGCUGCUCAAAGUCUUUAACAAUAUCAACAAAGAAGUGGCUAAACUUAGCAUUGCCGGGGAAGAUGCAAGUUCCAAGAUUAAAAAUACAGAGGAAAUCAAGGACUCAAUUGCAAAGAAAGGUGCUAAGGUUCAGGAGGCCCGUGCAGCAUUAUAUUCAAAAUUGAGCAUGGUUGGGAAUUUUGUGCAUGAUUCAGUUCCUGUUAGCAAUGACAAGGCAAACAAUGUUGUUGUCCGGACAUGGGGAGAGAAAAGAACGGAGCCAAAACUAAAAAAUCAUGUCGAGCUUAUGGAACUUCUUGGAAUUGCUGAUCUAGAAAAUGGCGCUAAGAUAGCUGGCAAGGGUGGCUUUUGUUUGUUAGGCGAUGGUUUGCAUCUAAAUCUAGCUCUUAUAAAGUUUGGUCUUGAUUUUCUGGAGGAAAGGGGUUUCACAUCAUUACAAACUCCAUCGUUUAUGACGGAAAAUAUAAUGGGAAAGUGUGCUCAUUCAGUCCAGUUUGAUAAAGAACUUUACAAGGUGACAGGUGAGGGUAAGGAUAAGUAUCUGAUUGAUACCACUGCACAACCACUUUGUGCUUAUAACAUAGAUGGCCGGGUUCAUCCAACAGAGCUACCAAUAAGACAGGUGGGAUAUGCAACUUGUUUCUGGAAAGAUGCUGGCUCAGAUGGAAUAUUCGAUGCUUCUCAGUGUGAGAAAGUUGAACAGUUGUGCAUCACCAGCCCAAAUGGCAAUGACUCAUGGGACAUGCAUGAGGAGAUGAUCAAAAACUCUGAGGAGUUCUAUCAAAUGUUGAAAUUGCCAUAUCGUAUAAUGUCUGUAGUCUCUGGUGCCCUAAAUAAUGCUGCAGCAAAGACGUAUGAUUUGGAAGCAUGGUUUCCUGCUUAUAAUAAUUACAGACAGUUGUUGUCGUGUUCAAACUGCACUGAUUACCAAUCGAGAAAGUUGGAGCUCAGAUUUGGGCAGAAAACGAGCAAUGAACAAACAAAGCAAUACUGCCAUUUAUUGAAUUGCACACUCACAGAAGCAGAGAAAACCAUGUGUUGCAUUCUUGAGAAUUACCAAAGGGAGGAUGGUGUUGAAGUGCCCCAAGUGUUACAGCCUUAUAUGGGUGGGAAGACGUUCAUGCCUUUUCAAGCUCCUCCUGCUGAUAAAGAAACAAAAGCUACUCAGACUCAGAACGGAAAUUUUGUGCAGCCCACAGAAGGAGAGAAAGAAGGAGAAAGCAUGUUGGACAUAAAUCUAUUUUGGGAGGAAAGGGGCACCAACCCAGAAAUUAUACGCGAAUCUCAACGCCGCAGGUUUACAGAAAUUGGUGAUGAAAUUAUUCAUCUUGACAAGGAGUGGAGGCAACGUCAAACUGAGCUCGCACAGUUGCAUCAAGACUUGCCCAGGACUGCUGGGGAAGAGGAAACCAAGGACCUAAUUGCAAAGAAAGUUGUAGAGGUUCAGGAAGCCCGUUCAGCAUUAUGUUCAAAAUUGAGCAAGGUUGGAAAUCUUGUGCAUGAUUCAGUUCCUGUUAGCAAUGAUGAGGCAAAUAAUGUUGUUGUCCGGACUUGGGGAGAGAAAAGAACGGAGCCAAAACUAAAAAAUCAUGUCGAGCUUGUGGAGCUUCUUGGAAUUGCUGAUCUAGAAAAAGGUGUUAAGGUAGCUGGUGGUAGAGGGUAUUGUUUGAAAGGUGCUGGUUUGCAUUUAAAUCAUGCUCUUAUAAAGUUUGGUUGUAUUUUUCUUGAGAAAAGGGGUUUCAAGUCGAUUAAAACUCCAUUCUUUAUGGUGCAUGAUAUAAUGGAAAAGUGCGCUCAAUUAACCCAAUUUAACGAAGAACUUUACAAGGUAACAGGUGAGGGAGACGAUAAGUAUCUGAUUGCUACUGCUGAACAACCGCUUUGUGCUUAUAACAUAGAUAAAUGGAUUCAUCCACAACAGCUACCACUAAGAUAUGCUGGAUAUUCAUCUUGCUUCCGGAAAGAAGCUGGCUCACAUGGUCAUGACACUCGUGGACUCUUCCAUGUUCAUGAGUUUCAGAAAGUUGAACAGUUCUGCAUCACCAGCCCAAAUGGAAAUGACUCGUGGGACAUGCAUGAGGAGAUGAUAAAAAACUCUGAGGAGUUUUAUCAAAUGUUGAAAUUACCGUAUCGUGUGGUCUCUAUAGUCUCUGGUGAACUAAAUGAUGCUGCAGCAAAGAAGUAUGACUUGGAAGCAUGGUUCCCCGCAUCCAGCACUUACAGAGAACUUGUGUCUUGUUCAAAUUGCACUGAUUAUCAGUCGAGAAAGUUGGAGAUCAGAUUUGGGGAGAAAAAGAGCAAUGAACAAACAAUGCAAUAUUGCCAUUUAUUGAAUUCUACACUCACAGCAACAGAGAGGACUAUCUGUUGCAUUCUUGAGAAUUACCAAAGGGAAGAUGGUGUUGAAGUGCCUCAAGUGUUACAGCCGUUUAUGGGUGGGAAGAAAUUCAUCCCUUUCCAAGCUCCUCUUGUUAAAGCAACAAAAGGAAAGAAAUCAAAGUAGUUGCUUGAAAGUGUGUUACUACUUUCUUAUUGGUUCAACAAAUUAAUACUUAAUUUCUAUGGUUUUUUUUAGAUGAUAGAUUUUUUUUUUAUUCUUAUUGA
Molecule: messenger RNA, 3020 nt
Organism: Lactuca virosa
Lineage: Eukaryota; Viridiplantae; Streptophyta; Magnoliopsida; Asterales; Asteraceae
Source: the annotation of a GenBank genome assembly